Arachis duranensis is the source of this 2491-nucleotide messenger RNA. RefSeq lists its product as uncharacterized. The coding region runs from base 443 to 1651 and encodes 402 amino acids. The transcript is spliced from 11 exons. The record is from RefSeq and is a predicted model, not a curated record. Lineage: Eukaryota; Viridiplantae; Streptophyta; Magnoliopsida; Fabales; Fabaceae.
AGAGGGAGAGAGAGGGAGAGAGCGCGAGCGAGCGAUAACUGACAAAGAAUGAUGAUCAUCGAGCCAUCGAUCGCUGUCCGAUUUACCUACGCUUCCGCCACUCGCUCCCCCGCCGCCGCCGCCGGAUUUCGUACUCUCUCUUUACACACACAACACGCAUUUUCUCUCUCUCUCUAAAACAGUUACUAUCUCUUAUAAAAGAUCACUGUGGAGUGCCGAUGAUGUAAAUGCAGCAGGUUCCGUUGCUUCGUACCAGCUUGCAUGUACGUGCGGUUUCGAAGCUCCGUGGAUAAGACGUCAAAAAUACACUGGCACUCCAUUCAUAAAAAGGAACAAAUAUGUAAAGAAUAGAAUUCGAGUAUCAUCAGAGAAUCUGGGCUCGCCUCAGGAUCCUGUCAAGAAAGAUGAAAAGUCAUCCUAUCAUCCAUUUGAAGAAAUUGCCAUGUCAACAUCUGAGAAUACUGAAGAUGCUAGGCUUACAGCAGCAGAAACAAGUAGAACAAUUAUUGAGGUUAACAGCAAAGCAACACUGAUGUUCACAAGUGUGAUUAACGAUGUGGUUCAUGAAAAUGUUGUUUGGCCAGAUAUGCCUUAUUUGACUGAUGAUCGAGGAAAUAUAUACUUCCAGGUGAAGAACAGUGAUGAUGUUUUGCAAUCUCUAACUUCAGAGAAUAAUUUUGUGCAAGUUAUUGUUGGUGUGGAUGCCAUGGAAAUGUUGUCUGAGAUGGACUUAUCAGGUCCCUCAGAAAUUGGUUUUGGGAUUGAAGAAAUUGAUGAUCAAGAUACUGAUGAUACAGAUGACAGUGAUGAAGAGGAUGAAGAUGAGGAUGAGAAUGAAGAAUAUGAUUCGGAAUGGGUGACUGUUGUUUCCGACAACGAUGAGCAAGAAGAUGCAGAUGAAACACUUGAAGACUGGGCAAAGUUGGAGACUAUGCGCUCUUCUCAUCCAAUGUAUUUUGCCAAAAAAUUGGCUGAGAGUGCUUCUGAUGAUCCAAUUGAUUGGAUGGAGCAGCCUCCAGCUUGUGUAGCUAUCCAAGGGGUUAUAAGACCUGCUUUUAUUGAAGAACAUUCUACAAUACAAAAGCAUCUAUCUACCAAUCAAUCAGAUAAUUCUGACAUAACUGAAUCUGUGAAGGGGGAAAUCGGUGUUAUUAAUGGUCAUGUGCAUAACUCAAUGUCAUCUAAAGAUAAUACGGCAGAACAGGUGGAGAAUAAUGAGAAUAGUGAUUUGCCUUUCAAUGAGACUUCAUUUUACAAAUUGGAGAUGAUUAAGAUUCAAGUGAUUUCAGCACAUGGACAUCCUACCGACGUUGAAAUAGAAGACUACGGCAGAGCUCAACCUGAUGCUCUUGCACACUCAGCCUCCAAAAUAAUAGCUCGUUUGAAAGCUGAUGGGGAAAAGACCUUACAGGCCUUUAAGUCCGUGUGUUGGAGAUACAAGAGUAUCCAAGUAGAGGAGGCACAACUUAUUUCUGUAGACUCCCUUGGGUUUGAUCUAAGAGUUUGUUCAGGAACUCAAGUUCAAACCCUGAGAUUUACAUUCAAAAAGAGGGCCACUUCAGAGUACAGUGCAGAGAGACAACUCAAUGAAUUAUUAUUUCCUAUAAAUCACCCAAAAGCUGCAAAAAACGAAGCACCCCCCUCCAAAUAAAAGCCGAAAUCUUCUGAUUAUCUCGAGUAAGUUUUGUACUUGUAUGCCUAUAUGCCAUUGGCCAAUGAUUGUGUAAAGAAGUAAAGGCCAGCCAAUGCAUACGGAGCAAAUCAGGUGAUGUAAUUUUGUAUCGCAUUUAAUUGUUUUAAAGUAAUUAUUUUUCACAGUUGUUUCCUAAUCUAUUCAACAUUCUUUUACAAAAGCAUAUUAUGUGCACACAAAAUCAGCCACCAUCACCAUAUAUUUAUGUAUAAAUAGUUAAAUACAUGUAUUGUUUAACUUAUUUUUUAUAUUUUAACAUAUUUUAUACUGUGGAUGUAUUUUGAUGUACACAUUCACUGAAGAUUAGACAGAAAACGUAAGCAACACGAGAGAUUAGACAGAAUAUAAGCUAAAUGUAUAAUUUAUUUUUUAAUUAUAAUGCCAUAUUGCCAUGAUCAAUUCAGUGGCACACACGGAAGUGAAAACCUUGAAAGUUGAAACUCUUUCAUUUACAAACGCCAAAAUUCGGGCAAUUUACUUAAAUGAAAUAAACGGAUGAAAUUUUUACGCAAUUACAACACUUCAGAAGUAUUUAUCUUUGUAUCCUUUUAUAAUUCUAUGUAAUCCGUGAAACCUUUCACAUUAUAGCCUUUACACACAAGGCACUUGAGAAUUGUUUAUCUUUGUGUCCUUUUACAAUUCUAUGUAAUCUGUAGGAACUUUUCACAUUAUAGCGUUUACACAUAAGGCGAGCCUUUACACACAAGGCACUUGAGAAUUGUUUAUCUUUGUGUCCUUUUACAAUUCUAUGUAAUCUGUAGGAACUUUUCACAUUAUAGCGUUUACACAUAAGGCGAG